AUGAAUGACGUAGACGCUGAUGUAUUGUCAUGUUUAGCUAUUCGAGUGGAGAGCUGCAUGAUCGCCCUGGAACAAAUGAGUUACACGGCUGAUCUUAAUUCGCUUAGCAUGUUGGAACAAAUAUUUAAAGAAUUGCCGUAUUCCCUGCAACAUAAGUGGGCGGAGACCAUGGAUCGGAUUGCUCAAAACGACAGGGAGCCAAAUUUUAGCGAACUGACAGAAUUCAUAUCUGCAAUGGCUAGAGUAGCAAGNAUGAAUGGCGUGGACGCUGAUGUACUGUCAUGUUUAGCUAUUCGAAUGGAGAGGUGCAUGAUUGCCCUGGAACAAAUGGAUUACACGGCUGAUCUUAAUUCGUUGGAACAAAUAGUUAAAGAGUUACCGUAUUCCCUGCAACAGAAGUGA
Messenger RNA from Echinostoma caproni, 402 nucleotides. The record is from the annotation of a GenBank genome assembly. NCBI's taxonomy places the organism in Eukaryota, Metazoa, Platyhelminthes, Trematoda, Plagiorchiida, Echinostomatidae.